AUUUCUACAGCAUCAGUGCAAUCAGAAUCAGGACCAAGAACUGCGAUGGGUCGCUGAGAAUCGUCCACAAUGGAAUUCUAGACGGCGAGAACCGGAGUUAGACAACGAAGCGUAGAGAUGAUCCAACGAAGGAGUUGCUUGCAUCCGCUCAUGACGGUGAGCACACAGGAUUGAAGAUUGUAGUGUACAGGUAGAUUGACUUGGUGCAGAGCGUUUGCAGAUUCGAGGAGGAGAAUUUGGAGAAGGAAAUUGGCGGAAGGGUGGGCUUAGAAUGGAAGAAACGUCGAGAUGCCGGGACUUCUUGGAUGCUACUGGGACUUGCACGCGCAGCCCUUGGACUUAGCGAAAUUGAGAAUGCUGGGCUUCUUCUAACGUGAUUACCAACCAUAUUGAUGGUGUGGUUGCUCAUGUUGAUGGCACUCCGAUGAGGAUCACUGACUCGGUAACUGUCAUUUAGGAGCCUGGUGACUAUCACACAUAAUUAAACCUGCACUCUUGUUGUGGUGCUGAUUGUUAGAAGAUAGAAUUUGCAGAUAGACCUAGAACAAUCAAUGUUCGGACGUGGAAUUGCGGGAUUGUGCUUCUGGGGUGGAACCUGAUUCAGCUUUCACUUCGUUUGAGUAACUUUGUCAUGGUUCGUUGAGAAGCCAAGGCCACGUUCUGUCAACUAAGGGAUACAGUAGAUGAAAUCUUACCAUCAGGUCUGGCAAAGGGCCGCUUUCAUCUUUAGCAUAUCAAAAUCAUGUAGAAGACAAUGCUGCCCUGGGACUCCAAUUCAGCUCGUGUUUAUGCACUUAUAAGCCCCGGUCUGCCCAUUCGCGAGGAAUAAACGUCGAGACCUCGACAUGAAGUGUGCACAGUGUGAGAAGGCGGAAGCGACUGUACGAUGUCUGGAAGAGAAAUUGGACUAUUGUGGACCAUGCUCUCAAGCUCUCCACAGCAAAAAGGCUCGAAUGCACCAUCAGUUGAAGAUACGGGCUGCGACGAGGGUCUGCGACGAGUGUGAGGCUGCUCCAGCGAAGUUGGAAUGCCUGAUUUGUGGGGGUGGACAGGUUCCUCUCGUCUUCUGCUUCGAGUGCUGCUCCAGCUUGCAUUCUCGAUCGGCACGUGCAAAUCACUCUGUUCAGAAGUUCGGGUACAAGCCACUAUCUUCCAGACAGAUAAUCAUUGAUCUGACUGAUGAUAGAGAUGAGCAGUCGGAGGCAACCAGGAAGUCAGAACCUCAGGAACUGAAAAAAGUGAAAUCUGAAGAUCAGGGCUUUGUGAAGAACCCUCCUCAAGCAGCACGAGAGGACAUUCCUGUUCCAGCAAGAAAGGCGUCAACGAGGAGCUCUGGCAUUCCGAAGGCCAGUAGCUCGAACUCCGGCCUUCGUCAAUGCAAGAUGGAGAAUAUCGAACCGCCACUGCAACCACGGAAAGGCUGUAAAGAGAGUUUUAGUCAGCAGGUCAAGAGAGAAGUUUCCGAGGAGGCACCGAGCAGGCCGCGGAGAGUCCGGUCCGCAAGAAAUUAUGCUGGAAUGGCAGGACUUGGUAGUUCUGACGAUUGCAGUUCCAAUAAAUCUUCUAGCGAUAGCGAGGAAGAAUUCCGCGGUACACGUAAAAUCAAAAGAGGGUCAAUCACGGUGGAAGCUUUUGUCGUCGAUGCAACGGACCAGGAUGACACUGGUCCUGCACACACAGGUGCACCUUGCGAGGAAGCUGUGAACGGUAUUAGAUUCAAAAUCAGGAAGAUGCUCGAGCUAGGUCUGCAUCCAGAUACUCCGGAUAUAGAAGCCCAACAAGCUCUAAAAAACGCCCAGCGCUUGCUAACAAAGCACAACCUAGAGCAGGCGGAGGUUCUGCAGGGAAAUCUGACUGAUACCAGUUCACUGACUGGAGGGAUGCGGUUGGUAGAGCUUAGAGCUAAAGGCAGAGAUAAACUUGGUCGUAUGGAGUCAUGGGUUUUGGAGCUCGGCUGGGUGAUAUCAGACAACUUUGAUACUCAGUUCUUCUUCAAAACCGGAAGCGCUUCAAAACCUUUCAGAGUUGUUUUUUACGGUAUUAGUCAGAACGCUGACUGUGCCGGAUAUGCGUUCGCCGCUACUUUCAACCGCAUCACAGCAAUGUCAGCGGAGUAUAUAGUCAAGUCUGCCAACCAGUGCGAUGAGGCAGAGAAGGAGAACCAGGAUGUGAAUUUCGGAAAAACGAAUCAAGGGAUCAAUACGAGAGUAGCCCGAGCCAAUUAUCGCAGAGGUAUCGUGGCAGGUCUGAAAGAAGCUGUUGAGGACUCCAAGAGAACGAGGAGCCCGAAGAGCGAGUCAUUCCAUGAGGGAGGAACAAAGUCAGAGGGUGAGGAUUGCGAUGCUUAUGCCGAUUUUCCUUCCUAUGAGAAGGAUGAUUUUUCCCACCCAGAAGACGAUUCUCACGCAGACACCCCAAUAAAGUUUUCAUGGCGAUGUAUGGCAAUCACUGCUCUUGUCCAGCACUCGAAGAAAGUAGGUGAAGACUUUCUACAAUCCAAAGGGAUCAAGGUCCGAAAGAGGACUAUACCAAACAGAUCGCAGGCAUUUCACGAGGACGCUUAUGUGCAAGGGAAGAAGGAUGCGGAGUCCAUAGACAUGAACCAAAAGGCACUCGAAAAUGUUAAGGCUAAGAGAUCUAAAAAGACCCGAGGUUAGAUUGGCUAGAAGCAUACCACAAACUAUAGAACUCUCUAAUCUACCGUUUUGACACUAACUGUCAAAGCGUCACUUCGGGUUGCCAAGCUUUGUACAGAACCUGCAAUGGAGGAUCCUACUUACUCCGAAAGUUGUACACUUACGUACAUGUAAUGUGCAUACUUUUAAGCUUUGCCUUGGUUUAGAGUUUAAGAUGCAACAGACCUACUUCCGAGUUUU
Marchantia polymorpha subsp. ruderalis is the source of this 2876-nucleotide messenger RNA. The record is from the annotation of a GenBank genome assembly. Lineage: Eukaryota; Viridiplantae; Streptophyta; Marchantiopsida; Marchantiales; Marchantiaceae.